AGCGGCGGCGGAGCUUAUUACUUUGUGCCCUAAUUUUCUGCCGGAGAAGAAAGAAAAAAACAGUUUACUUUUUCGAGUUCCGGCGAGGGUAAACGAUGUCGUACGACGAUGUUGAGAUAGAGGAUAUGGAGUGGAACGAAGAGAUUCAAGCGUACACGUAUCCUUGUCCUUGUGGCGAUUUGUUUCAGAUUACGAAAGAAGAUCUCCGGCUCGGCGAAGAGAUCGCGAAUUGCCCAAGUUGUUCGCUUUAUAUCACUGUCAUCUACAAUAUGGAGGAUUUUCAAAACGAUACUAAGAAGAAUAACGAACCUAAAACUCGUCAGCCUGUUGCCGUCGCCUGAGGAUAGUCAUGGAAUUGAUUAUAGAAGAUUAUUCAACAACCACCGCAAAAGAGAUUAAUCUGUUGUGCAGAGUUUUGGAAAGCAUUUUGAAAGUUUGUCACCAUCCUUCAGAGUUUUACAUUAACCACAUAUAGAGAGAGAGUUAAACAAGGAAAUAGAUGUGUUUGUUACUG
Molecule: messenger RNA, 514 nt
Organism: Arabidopsis arenosa
Lineage: Eukaryota; Viridiplantae; Streptophyta; Magnoliopsida; Brassicales; Brassicaceae
Source: the annotation of a GenBank genome assembly